CAUGACUGCAAGAUUCCGAUAUAUGCACGUAAUCAGAUACAAUUAUUGCAACUAAAAGACAUCUAGUCGAUACUGAUUAUUAUUUUUAUAUCCCAAUCACUUGAAUAGUAUCUAGCUUAUUGCAAGAUAUAUCGUUUCAAUCUUACCAAUGGCUUCGAUGUCUCACGAUGGCCCAACAGGCCCAGGAGGCUUCAUCCAACCACUUCCAUCACCAGCCCCUUCGUCACUAUCAGCAUCUACAGUGACUCCAUCUACUUUACCUAAACCAAGAACCCACCCGCUCAAAGCGGGCUCGAUGAAAGAAACAACAGUGAUCAACCAUAUUGACAAAAACAUUCUCUCCAUCAACCGGCGACAUGCGAAGAAAUUCAGCAGCUCUUAUGAAGACCAAAACCAACAGGCGUCUGAGAGAGGCUAUGAGAGUUUCAAUGAAGUCGCCAAGGAUAUCGAGGCGCUUGUUGAUGUUUUGUGGGUUAGUGGGACGCCAUCACUUCAAAUACCGUAUAUGAUUUCUCUUGCUGUUUUGGUGAAUUCAUAUCUUCCUGAUUACCCCUUCACAUCGGGGACUACCUUUCGUCUGAUUCGAAAGUUGGAUUCCGUCUUUGCAUCUUUAUUACUCGGCGAGGAUGUGGAGUCUGGGGCUCCUCUCUCUGGAUUUGAGAAUAAAAGUAAUGUCGUCUCCAUGACAGAGAAGGUUAGGAUCAAGAGUAUUGCAGAGACAUGUCGCGUUACAGUCGUGGAAGCAAGGGAACAGGAAGACGCAACGGGUGCUGAAGACGACGAUGAUGAAGAUGAUGACUUUACUGACGACGAUGAUAUGGCUGAUGCAUUUGGUACGGGAGGUUUUGAGGAGACUCCUGACAGGUGGGAGAUGGAAGCUGGUAGGGUGUAUGAGAGAACUAUUCAGUUGUUGGGGGAUGAGUUGGGCCAGCAAGGGGAAUUUUAUGAUCCUAGUAUUUCUACUGGAGAGGGGUGUUUGCCAUAGGUUGAAGUUUGGUAUACUACAUAUGAGAUAUAUAAUUGAUAUUGCCUUGAAGCACAGGCCUAAAAAUGCCAUGUAUGGUUUGUAUUAGAUGAAGAC
This is a messenger RNA of Aspergillus wentii DTO 134E9, 1081 nucleotides long. Its product is annotated as general transcription factor IIH subunit TFB6 family. The record is from RefSeq and is a predicted model, not a curated record. The transcript has 2 exons. Bases 149 to 985 code for a protein of 278 amino acids. NCBI's taxonomy places the organism in Eukaryota, Fungi, Ascomycota, Eurotiomycetes, Eurotiales, Aspergillaceae. Gene Ontology annotation, cellular component: transcription factor TFIIH holo complex.